AUGGCGACGGAGGAUAAGAUUGGCGUGCUCCAUGGAAAGUACGAGCUGGGUCGGUUGUUAGGCCACGGUACGUUCGCGAAAGUCUACCAUGCACGGAACAUCCAGAACGGCAGGAGCGCCGCCAUGAAAGUAGUCGGAAAGGAGAAGGUCAUAAAGGUCGGAAUGAUGGAGCAAAUCAAGAGAGAAAUCUCAGUGAUGAAGAUGAUGAAACACCCAAAUAUAGUAGAGCUUCACGAAGUCAUGGCGAGUAAAACCAAGAUCUAUAUCGCCAUGGAACUUGUCCGCGGCGGCGAGCUAUUCGGAAAAGUGGCGAAGGGUCGGCUCCGGGAAGAAGUUGCCCGGAAUUAUUUUCAGCAGUUGAUUUCCGCCGUUGAUUUUUGCCACAGCCGCGGUGCGUACCACCGUGAUCUGAAACCGGAAAAUCUCCUGUUAGACGAGGAUGGUAAUUUGAAGGUGACUGAUUUUGGGCUCAGCGCUUUCACCGAUCAUCUCCGGCUAGAUGGGUUGUUGCACACCACUUGUGGAACUCCGGCGUAUGUGGCGCCGGAGGUGAUCGGGAAAAAAGGUUAUGACGGAGCCAAGGCUGAUAUUUGGUCUUGUGGUGUCAUUCUUUAUGUUCUUUUGGCUGGAUUUUUACCUUUUCAAGAUGACAAUAUUGUUGCUAUGUAUAAAAAGAUUUACAGGGGAGAUUUCAAGUGUCCGCCAUGGUUUUCCUCAGAAGCUCGCAGAUUAAUCACCAAAUUGUUAGAUCCAAAUCCCAAUACUCGCAUCACAAUCUCCAAGAUCAUGGACUCGUCUUGGUUCAAGAAAUCAGUGCCAAAAGGCGUGAAAACCAAAGAAGAACAAGAGUUCAUGAUCGAAGAUGAAUUUACUGUUGGGAAAUUCGGAAAAGAAACAGAGACCCUCAAUGCUUUUCACAUAAUCUCAUUAUCUGAAGGGUUCGAUUUGUCCCCACUUUUUGAAGAGAAGAAAAGGGUGGAGAGAGAAGAGCUCCGAUUUGCGACGACUAAGCCGGCGACGAGUGUGAUAUCGAGAUUGGAGGAGGUGGCGAAGACGGUGAAUUUCAGAGUGAAGAAAAGCGACUCCGGCGUGAGACUUCAGGGGCAAGAGAGUGGAAGAAAAGGGAAGUUGGGCAUAGCCGCCGAUAUUUUCGCAGUGACACCUGCGUUCCUGGUGGUGGAGGUGAAGAAGACCUCCGGCGAUACUCUGGAGUACAACCAGUUCUGCAGCAAGGAGCUCCGGCCGGCUCUGAAGGACUUCGUCUGGACGUCGACCGCCGAUCAUUCCACGCCGGCAUGA
This is a messenger RNA of Ilex paraguariensis (yerba mate), 1299 nucleotides long. The record is from the annotation of a GenBank genome assembly. NCBI's taxonomy places the organism in Eukaryota, Viridiplantae, Streptophyta, Magnoliopsida, Aquifoliales, Aquifoliaceae.